Aedes aegypti (yellow fever mosquito) is the source of this 3980-nucleotide messenger RNA. RefSeq names its product sister chromatid cohesion protein PDS5 homolog B-B (gene pds5). Gene Ontology annotation, biological process: DNA repair; mitotic sister chromatid cohesion. The record is from RefSeq and is a predicted model, not a curated record. Gene Ontology annotation, cellular component: chromatin; nucleus. The coding region runs from base 257 to 3715 and encodes 1152 amino acids. NCBI's taxonomy places the organism in Eukaryota, Metazoa, Arthropoda, Insecta, Diptera, Culicidae. The transcript has 8 exons.
AACUUUGCCCGCCGCCGUCUUUUUGGUCGUCUUCUUCUGUUGUGUGUGUUCGAAGGAAGCAAAAUCCUGCCAAACCAGAGAAUUUUAUCGGAAAAAAGUUGGAAAUACAGUGAAUUUCAGGGGAAAAUUGAACUUUCGUGGCGGAUGAUUGUGUGCUGAAGCGAGUGGUGUUGAAAAAUAGUUGAGGGGAAAAGGACAUUCCAUCGGGCAGUGAGAAGCAGGAGAGGAAACCUGAAAGGACGAAACGGAUUCCGCAAUGGCUGACAUCGUUUAUCCCCCGGGGUGUCGACCGAUAAACGAAGAUCUCGGUCCGGAUGAGUUGAUCCGGAGGUUGAAGACGCUCACGCACACCCUGCAGGCCAUGGGACAGGACGAGGGCAUGUACACGCAGUACAUUCCGCUGGCGGUCCAUAUGGCGGACGAUUACUUCCUGCAGCAUCCCUCCAAGGAUGUCCAGCUGCUGAUUGCCUGCUGCAUUGCGGACGUUUUGCGCGUUUAUGCCCCGGAAGCGCCCUACAAGGACCAGGACCAGAUCAAGGGGAUCUUCUUGUUCCUGAUUAAGCAGCUAAAUGGGCUGAAGGACCCGAAGGAUCCCGCCUUCAAGCGGUACUUCUAUCUGCUGGAGAACUUGGCCUACGUGAAGUCGUUCAACAUGUGCUUCGAGCUGGAGGAUUGCCAGGAGAUUUUCUGCACCUUGUUCAGUUUGAUGUUCAAGAUUGUCAACGAUGAGCACAGCAGUAAGGUCAAAUCCUUCAUGCUUGACGUUCUUUGUCCGCUGAUCACCGAAUCGGAUUCCGUGUCGUUCGACCUGCUGGAUCUCAUCUUCAUCAACAUAGUGGAACCGCUUCGAACGCAGCGUAAAAACGCAUACCAUUUGGCGAAAGACUUGAUUGUCAAAACGAGCGACACCCUAGAAUCCUACACGUUGGCAUUCUUCAACCAAAUUCUCAUCCUGGACAAGUGCGAAAAGCAGUACCAGACGAUGCCGAAAAUCUACGACGUAAUCUACGAACUGAACGUCAUCAGCCCCAGCAUCCUGCUUUCGGUGCUUCCCCAGCUGGAGUGCAAGCUCAAAUCGGCACAGGAAACCGAACGACUGAAGGCCGUUUCGCUGCUGGCGAGGAUGUUCUCCGAGAAGGAUUCCACCCUGGCCAAGCAGUACGGGCCACUCUGGAGACAGUUCCUGGGACGGUUCUACGACAUUGCCGUCCCCAUCCGAAUCAAGUGUGUUCAGAGCACCAUGCACUUCCUGCUGAACCAUCCGAACCUGCGGAAGGACAUUAUCGACAUCUUGAAGGUGCGUCAGCACGACUCAGAUGAAACCGUCCGCUACGAGGUGGUGAUGGCCAUAGUUGAAACCGCCAAACGGGACUUCCAGAUCGUGUCCGAGUCGGAGGACCUUCUCGAGUUCGUUAAGGAGCGCACACUGGACAAAAAAUACAAAAUCCGCAAAGAGGCCAUGAAUGGACUGGCAAUGAUCUACAAGAAGUAUCUCAGUGACAGCAAUGUCCCGGAAGCGACCAAGAAAGCGGUCAACUGGAUCAAGGAUAAGAUUCUGCAUGGUUACUAUAUGACCGGGAUCGAGGACCGAUUGCUCGUGGAACGUUUGUUGAUCACGUGCUUGGUACCGUAUCAGCUUCCAGCCGAGGAUCGAAUGAAGAAGCUGUAUCAGCUGCUGGGAACGAUCGACGAGAACGCAACUAAAGCGUUUAUAGAACUACAGAAGAAUCAACUAAAGGUCCGGCGAAGUGUUGCCGAGUGGAUCAAGCUGCACCGCAUCAAGGACAUUACGCCCAACAUUCAGAAGGACAUGAAUGCCAAGUGCGCCAACAUCGCCAAACAACUCCCGGAACCGGUAAAAGCCGGUGAGUUCCUACUGAAGUUCAGCGCCCAGAUGCGCAAAGAUCCCAAAUUGAUCACCGAAAUGGAAACCAUUUUGAAACGGGACGUCACCUGCAAGGAAUGCGCCGACACAAUGGCCAUCGUCCUAAAGAAACUCGGCCAACCCAUCAUGACCAACACGUACUACAACACGGUAAAGAUGCUCCUGGAACGGAUCGCCUCGGUCAUGGUCGACAAGCAGUCCAUCGGAAUCCUGAUCGAACUCAUACAGGAAUGUAUGAACGGCUCCGAAGUGAUCGACGAAGUCAGCCUUCCGUCGGAAUCGGCCGGAGAGCGCGGCCUCAAAUUGCUAACAGUACUCGCUUACGUCUUCUCAGCUCACUUCCAGCACGAAGAAAUUCUCCGCCACAUGAUCGGACUCCUGAACUUCGACGAAGAGUACGUCGCUCCCUACGUCCUCAAAGCGUUCACGUAUCUCGGGCGGUAUAAACCUCUGAUCGAGUCGCAUGUCGAAAUCCUGAAAGAACUUGGCCCCAUCUGCAAGGAAUUCGCCGUGGCUGGUUCCCCCAAACAGGCCAAACACGCCAUCCGGUGCAUGUUCGUGAACACCCAGACCACCGACCCGAAAGUCGAUCUCAGCGUUGACAUCUUCCCGGAGAUCGUCGAAUCCUUCAAGCUCACCCUCAACCCGGAAAACGAACACUACCGGACGGCGAUCGUCAGUCUGGGUCACAUCGCGUACAACCUCCCGGAGAAAUUCCACGUACAAAUCAAGAACAUAAUCUCGCGGAAGAUCGUCAAGGAGCUCCUAGUGAAAGAAACCUCCAACAGCCGGGAUGAAGUUCCAACCACGGACUGGUGCGACGAGGAUGACCUCCCCGAGGAAACCCGCUGCAAGGUGGAAGGCCUGAAAACGAUGGCCCGGUGGCUGUUGGGUCUGAAGAAGGACGUCCUGUCGGCACAGAAAACGUUCCGGAUGCUGAACGCGUUCAUCAGCAAGAAGGGGGACCUGCUGGAGCAGGGAACGCUCUCGUCGGCGGAGAAGUCCUGGUUGCGGUUGAGCGCCGGCAAAGCGAUGCUCAAAAUUUGCGAACAGAAAGGCGUCGGCGAUCAGUAUAUAGUGGAACAGUUUUACAACCUCUCUCAGCUUAUGUCGGAUCCGGUGAUUGAAGUGCGAGAUAUUUUCGUGAGAAAGCUGCACAAAGGACUGAACAAAGGUAUUCCACACAAAUGUUUGCCGCUGGAUUUCAUGGGCUAUUACGUAUUAGCGGGGCGUGAGACCGACAGAAAGCUUCAGCAACAAAUUAAAUCCAACAUAGAAACCGACGUCAAUCGACGCAGGGAAUACGUCAAAACAUUCGCAACUGUCGAACGCGCCAUGAGCCAGCUUCCGCACAUCCUUCCGGACUACAUGCUGGUAUUCGCUGUCACAGUAUUAACCCACGAUCCGCGCUUCACACGACACACCGAUCCCGCCCAGCUCAGGCAGAUAGAGCGGUGUUUAUGGCUCAUACUGGAGCCCCUGGUAACCAAUAAGGAAUUCUUCUGCUUUGGUUUCUACAAGAAUCUUAUCGAACGCAUGAAGAACCACAAGGAUGCGUUGAAACCCGACGACGCGGAAACCAAUAACAAAAUGUGGGCUAUCUGCGACAUAGCACUUGGACUGAUCCUGACCAAAGUGAACACCUACGAUGGGCGAGACUUCCCCGUAGACGCACGCAUUCCUUCAAUGUACUUUCAGGCUCAACCGGAGGAUUUCCACAACACUAGACUUUAUAUACCGGAUGACAUGUAUAAUCUUACUGGAUCGAGUUCGAGCUCGACCAAGAAAAGUCACGCAAGUAUGUCACAAGAUACAUCCUGUAUACCCUGAAGCAGGUUAUGUUUAUUCUUAAGCGAUAAUGACUAGGGUUCGACUGAGGUAUUUAGGGGGUCUGUUCUGGAAAUUGGGUCAAAACCAAAAAAAAAAACAAAAAAUCUCCUUCUAUGGUCGACUUCUGCACAGUCGAUUAAGUCGACAGUAGUCGACGACUUACGCGGCUUACAUAAUAUAUUGCCAGACUCGAUUUUCGAAAUGCACCUCUUAGGCUUGGGAGAUCUCGAAACCAAUUGACGAAUACAACAAACGAUAAAACUAA